Molecule: messenger RNA, 792 nt
Organism: Peronospora belbahrii
Lineage: Eukaryota; Oomycota; Peronosporomycetes; Peronosporales; Peronosporaceae
Source: the annotation of a GenBank genome assembly
AUGGCGUUUGAUUCAGCAGGAGCAGCGAGUCUCGAGCAGUUUACGCUACUAGCAAAGAACGCACGUGGACGAGCGUGUAUGGCGUUAAUCCAACAGGUUCUAAGCAAUAAGAAGAUUUUUGUAUUCCGUGAACUACUGGAUAUGUCGAAUGUUGAGGCGUUGCGGGACUCGGAGUAUAAAGCCCACUAUGAACUGCUGCGUAUUUUCUGUUUUGGCACGUAUAACGACUAUAUGACUCGCAAGCACGAGAUGCCGGAAGUUACACCGCAGCAGGUGAAUAAACUCAGGAAACUCACAGCGGUGUCACUUGCUCAUCGAUUCAAGAACAUUCCGUACGAUACAUUAAUGCAAGAUCUGGGUGUAUUGACGGUUCGCGAAGUAGAAGAUAUUCUCAUCGAUGCUAUCUAUUCUGGACUUAUUCAAGGCAAGUUGAACCAGAAAUUGCGAUGCUUUGUUGUCAAAUAUGCCGUUGGACGCGAUACGCGCCACGAGGACGUCGAUGAUAUGAUUCAAAAGCUUGUCAACUGGAAAAUGCAGUCUACUGAAAUUUGCGAGAAGAUUAAUGCAAUUCACAGUCUAGCAGAGAAGCAGGAAGAAGAGGAGCGAGAGCGAGAUGAGAGCAUACGAAGCAAGAUGGCAGCUCGUGCAGGUGAACGUGGUAAAGGUUUUGCUUUUGGUGGUGGAAAUUUCCGUCAAGGUGAAGACUUUAGUCUUUACGGAGAUUCUGGCACACGAAGAGGAGCACCAUCCAAGCAGCGACUUCACUCCAUGACUCGUAAAAGCCGGACGUAA